Messenger RNA from Centropristis striata (black sea bass), 1855 nucleotides. Its product is annotated as zinc finger and BTB domain-containing protein 26-like. Gene Ontology annotation, biological process: regulation of transcription by RNA polymerase II. The record is from RefSeq and is a predicted model, not a curated record. Gene Ontology annotation, molecular function: DNA-binding transcription factor activity, RNA polymerase II-specific; protein binding; RNA polymerase II cis-regulatory region sequence-specific DNA binding. Lineage: Eukaryota; Metazoa; Chordata; Actinopteri; Perciformes; Serranidae. Gene Ontology annotation, cellular component: nucleus.
CAGCUCUCUGUAGCGGACCGGAGGACCGGAGGACCGGAGGACCGGAGCAGCAGCUCUCUGUAGCGGACCGGAGGACCGGAGCAGCAGCUCUCUGUAGCGGAUCCAGCUCCUCGGACCAGUGCAGCAGCUCAGGUGCUGCUGCGUGGUCCACCAUGGCCCAGAACCAGGUGAUCCUGCAGUUCCACUUCUCCACGUUCGGAGACUCGAUGCUGCAGAAGAUGAACCUGCUGCGGCAUCAGAGGCGCUUCUGUGAUGUCACCGUGCGCAUCAACCAGCUGGAGGUCCCGGGUCACAAGGUGGUGUUUGCUGCCGGCUCCUCCUUCCUGAGGGACCAGUUCAUCCUCCAGCAGGACUCCAGGGAGGUGCAGAUCUCCAUGAUCCAGGAGGCGGAGGUGGGCCGGCAGCUGCUGCUCUCCUGCUACACGGGACACCUGGAGUUCCCGGAGCUGGAGCUGGUCCACUACCUGACGGUGGCCAGCUUCCUCCAGAUGGGCCACAUCGUGGAGCAGUGCACCCAGGCCCUCAGCAAGUUCAUCAGGCCUCUGCCGGCCCACAAGCUGGAGCUGGACCUGGGUCUGAAGAAGGAGAAGAAGGAGAAGAAGGAGGAGAAGGAGCAGGGCUCCUCCUCCCAGAGCCAGAGAGAGCAGGAGCUGCCUCAGGCUGGGACUGUCCAUCAGGAGGAGGAGGAGGAGGAGGAGGAGGAGGAGGAGGAGGAGGUGAUGCCGGUCGGGGACGACAACAACGACGACGAUGACAACGAAGAUGAUGAAGAUGAAGAUGUGAUCAUGCAGCCCGUGUCCUCCCAGCAGGCGUUGGGCCGGCGUGUGAAGCCAGGUGAGAGUGACAUCACCAUCGUGAAGGUGGAGACGGUGUGUGACGCGGCGGCGUUCCCCAGCAGCCCUCCUCCGGCGCUGCGCUCCCCCGAGCCGCAGCACUCGCUCAUCAACUCCACGGUGGACAGCCGCGGCAGCGACCUGGCGGCGCCGGGCGUGGCCGGCUACCCGCUCAGCCCCCCCCCCCCCCUUCCCUCCGGCAGAGAAACACCUGGGCACCAGAGGAGCUACGACAAGCCUCUCCAGUGGUACCACCAGUGCCCCAAGUGCUCCCGCGUCUUCCGCCAGCUGGAGAACUACGCCAACCACCUGAAGAUGCACAAGCUCUUCAUGUGUCUGCUGUGCGGGAAGACCUUCACGCAGAAAGGAAACCUGCACCGCCACAUGCGCGUCCACGCCGGCAUCAAGCCCUUCCAGUGUAAGAUCUGCGGGAAGACCUUCACCCAGAAGUGUUCUCUGCUGGAUCAUCUGAACCUGCACAGUGGAGACAAGCCGCACCGCUGCAACUACUGCGACAUGGUGUUCGCUCACAAGCCGGUUCUCCGCAAACACCUGAAGCAGAUCCACGGGAAGAACAGCUUCGACAACGCCAACGAGGCCAGCCUGCACGACGGCGCGCUGGACUACGACUUUGGCCAAAUAUCGGUUAUAUCUGAGCUCCCGCCGCUAUAGUCGUCCUCCGCCAUGAUGAAAGUCCCAUGAUGCAUUGGGACACUCCCACAUGGAUUCUGAUGCAUUUCAUUGGCCAAGAGACUGAAAAUAGGUGGAAAAACUACAAAAACUACAAAACGACGUAUCCUCUUUCCCGGCUUGAACGGGUUAAACGAUGCAGACUGCCUCAGAUGGAACUUCUUCAUCUUGAAUAAGUUUAUCAGUCGAAGACGGUUUCAGCUGGAUCACGGCUGUCUAAUGCUGGCUAUCAGCUGGCUAUCAGCUGGCUAUCAGCUGGCUGUCAGCUGGCUGUCAGCUGGCUGUCAGCUGGCUAUCAGCUGGCUGUCAGCUGGCUGUCAGCUGGCUGUCAG